AUGAGUGAGGUGUGGCAAGUUUUUGAUAAAAGCAUGUGUGGUCAGAGAGCAAUAUGCAGCAUUUGUAAUAAGUCUUAUGCUAACUCACUACUCAGAAGAAGCCUAUCAAUUACCAACGUUAGUUCAAUUAAUCCUCAAGAAGAUGCAAAUAUAGAUUUAGAUGGUCCAUCUACAAGUAAAUUAGUUUUGAAGCAAACGUUAUUACCCACAACGAAAAAGGGCAAUGUAAUUAGUAACCAAAGCUUGAUGUCUUCAUUCACUUUAACAAAGGCAUCACAAACGAAAAUUGAUGCAGCAUUAGCAUAUUUCAUUGCCGUGGACAUGAUGCCUUACAAUAUUGUAGCCAAAGAAGGAUUUAAACUCUAUACAAAGUCUCUAAAUUCAAGCUACAAUAUUCCUAGUAGAAAGACUAUCACUGAUUCCAAAAUACCAAAACUUAAAUAUGAUUUAGGUUCUAUAUGCUUAGGGUGUGUAGAAUUAUCAGAAGAUCACACUGGGGAAAACAUAGCUGAUACAUUGGAAUUAUUAUUAUUGGAUUAUAACUUAUCUGUUCCAAGCAAUAAUGUGUGUGCUUUUACAACUGAUUAUGGAGCAAACAUAUUAAAGGCUAUAAACAAUUUGAGAGUUCCACAUGUAACCUGCUUUAACACUGCUGUUGGACUAGGAUUAUCUAGUUUUCUGAAAACUUAUAAAAAAGGACAUUACAAAAAGUUAAUUUUGUCAGACGAAGAAAUUGAUGUUUUAAAAUGCAUAACUACAGUUUUAAAUCCAGUACGUGAAAUAACGGACCAUUUGGCUGGAGAGAAUUAUGUUACAGCAUCAGCUAUAUAUCCGGUCAUAUUUAAUUUAAAAACCAAAUUAUCUGAAGCUGUUAAUGCAAAUAAUAAUGACAAUGCUUCUGACAAUAUGUGCAGGGAGAUAAAAACAAAAAUAUUUUCUUGUAUAAUUACGGUUCUUGACAAACGUUAUGACAAUAAUACUGUGUUACAAAUUUCAAUGGUUUUAGACCCACGCUUCAAAACAACAUUUGUUGCCCUAGAAGAAGUUGCUGAAGUCAAACAAAAUAUUAUUGAAAAACGCCUGGAAUCUUGGACAGAAUGGUCUACCAACACCAGAACUGGAAGAACUAGUGAUGCAGCUAAUUCUGUACUUCCACUGGAUAUUCCUAAUCAACUAACUCACAAAAAAAAAAGACUGGGCUCUCUGCCAUUUUUGAUGAAUCCAUCAACAACGAAAAUGAUGAAGAAACUGAAUGGGGAUCGCUCUGGUCUAGGAGUAUCCACUGGACAUUAUAAGUCAAUAGUAUGGCGAGACAAUGAUCGGUGGGAAGUGUAUGAUGACCUUAAAGAAACAGCUACGAAUCCCUAUGGAAAAAAACAUAAUGUAGAAUUUUUAAUAUACACAAUAUAA
Macrosiphum euphorbiae (potato aphid) is the source of this 1410-nucleotide messenger RNA. NCBI's taxonomy places the organism in Eukaryota, Metazoa, Arthropoda, Insecta, Hemiptera, Aphididae. The record is from the annotation of a GenBank genome assembly.